This is a messenger RNA of Helianthus annuus (common sunflower), 528 nucleotides long. RefSeq lists its product as uncharacterized. The coding region runs from base 1 to 528 and encodes 175 amino acids. The record is from RefSeq and is a predicted model, not a curated record. The transcript has 3 exons. Lineage: Eukaryota; Viridiplantae; Streptophyta; Magnoliopsida; Asterales; Asteraceae.
AUGGAUAUAUUCCUCAAUGAUGCAUCAGCCCGUACCACUUGGCUAAAGCUUGAAAAAAUCUUUCUUAGCAAUAAGAAAGCCAAAGCAGCAGCUCUUGAAACACGGUUCGUAAACCUCACCCUUGCGGCCUGUAGCUCAGUUGACGACUAUUGCAAACAAUUAAAGGAUAUAGCAAAUCAAUUGGACGAUGUUGGCGAGCCGAUGACUGAAUCACGUCUGGAUGCAGAUUGGGAUCUUGCCAGAUCCAUGCUAAACGAUGAAGUCAUCCGUCAAGCUGCUCGUCAGCAGCAAUCUUCAUCCAUUUUAGUCGCCUCAACCGUCCCAAACUCAACAACCCAGUCGCAACAGCCCUCUGCAGCAACAUCCUCACCUGAUAACACAACUGCAACCAACUCAGGCUCCUACCAGUCCAAUUAUAGAGGUCGGGGUCGUGGAAAACAUGGUCAAAAUUACCGUGGACGGGGUGGACGUGGACGUGGCUACCAGGGGAACCCUACGGGGACUUCAUGGCAAUUCCAGAACUCAUAG